GGGCGGCGCGGGCUGGAAGGUUCCGCGGCGCCGCGCGGCGGUCGGGUUGCGAAGCGGGGGAGCCUCGGUUGUUGUUGUCGCCGCCGCCGCCGCUUCUUUCCCGCUGCCGUUCCGCCAUGGACUCCCGCAAGCUGAGCGAGCUGCGGGCUUUCGUCCGGCUCUGCAAGCAGAACCCGGGCCUGCUGCACACCGAGGAGCUUGCCUUCCUCCGCGAGUGGGUGGAGAGUAUGGGAGGCACAAUACCGCCUGCUCCAGCCAAUGCCACCACAGAGGAGACAACCAAGGGCAAAGCAGAAGAUCAGCCAGAGGAGCCGGUUAAAUCACCUGAACCAGAAAGCGAAGAGAGUGACUUAGAAAUUGAUGAUGAGGGAGUGAUUGAACCAGACAAUGAUGACCCUCAAGAAAUGGGAGAUGAAAAUGUGGAGGUAACUGAAGAGAUGAUGGAUCAAGCUAAUGAGAAGAAAAUUGAAGCGAUAAAUGCUCUAAGUGAAGGUGAACUUCAGAAGGCUGUCGACUUGUUCACAGAUGCUAUAAAACUGAAUCCUUGUUUGGCCAUCUUGUAUGCCAAAAGAGCAAGUGUUUUUGUGAAGCUACAGAAGCCAAAUGCUGCCAUUAGAGAUUGUGACAGAGCCAUCAAGAUUAAUCCUGACUCAGCACAGACCUACAAAUGGAGGGGAAAAGCACACAGACUUCUGGGUCACUGGGAGGAAGCUGCUCAUGAUCUUGCAUUGGCUUGCAAACUGGAUUAUGAUGAAGAUGCUAGUGCCAUGCUGAAGGAGGUGCAACCAAGAGCUCAGAAAAUUGCAGAACACCGCAGAAAAUAUGAGCGGAAACGUGAAGAAAAGGAAAUCAAGGAAAGAAUGGAAAGAGUGAAGAAGGCACGGGAGGAACACGAGAAAGCACAGAGGGAGGAAGAAGCCAGGCGACAGGCAGGAGGAGCUCAGUUUGGUGGUUUCCCAGGUGGCUUCCCAGGUGGAUUUCCUGGAGCUAUGCCGGGAGGUAUGCCAGGAAUGGCAGGUAUGCCAGGGCUCAAUGAGAUUCUCAGUGAUCCAGAAGUCCUUGCAGCAAUGCAGGAUCCAGAAGUUAUGGUUGCGUUCCAGGAUGUUGCCCAGAACCCAGCAAAUAUGUCCAAGUACCAGAACAAUCCCAAGGUCAUGAAUCUCAUCAGUAAAUUGUCUGCCAAAUUUGGCAGUAAACCAUAGGAUCCCUUCUUCUUAAAAAUCAUAUCUAAGUGGGAAGGAUUGGAUUUGGCUAACCAGUGUUGCAAUAAAACAAACCAUUGUACCUCUGAUCUUCUUCAGAAGACAAAUGGGGUGUUCUAAGGAGCACUGUUCUUUAGUCCCAGGUGUUGACUUUAUUCAAUGAUUGGUUCAUAGUAUUCAAAUGAUAUUCAGAUGACCUAGUUUCAACCAUCCCUCCUUGCCCAAGAGUUGCAGCUUUUUAUUAUAAGUAUUGCAGACAGUUUCUUUUGAAUGAACACUCCUGUAAAAAUUGUAAUAAUCCAGGAGUGUAAGGUAAAAAAACCUGCUGUUGUGUUGGUUUGGAUUUUUCUUUUUUUUCAAUUAUUCUCAGUGGGCAAAGAAGAAGAAACUUGUAACAAUUGAAACUAGUCUUAAUCUUAACCCUUAGGACACAAAAGUUGUUCUGGUCACAAAUAGCAAAGGUGGGACAAGAAUGAAGAAUUAACUGGAUAAAGGAGUUGUCUGCAAAUACAAGUCCAUUUCCUUUUUUUGAAUGGGUGACAUUUUAUAUAGCUAUUAAAAUUAUCAAUGUAACCAUCCUAGCUAGUUACACACUGGAACUUCUGGCAGAGCUGCAAAUAAUGUAAUAUUUAAAUCACAACUGUGCAGCAAAGGUACAGCCCUGUCCUUUGCACAGCUUGGCAUGAAGUACGUAUUGCAGAGGCCACAGAGGUUUUGUUACUUGCUCGAUUCUUGUCCUGCACCUUUAUGUAACGUUUUAUUUAUCAGUCUGGGCAUGGGAGAGCAGCUUAGUGUCUGUGCUUGUGCUCUUGUCCUUUCCCAGUUGGCAGGUCCUCCGCUGGUUGCACUUGCCCUUCCUUGGGGCCAUGCUUACCAGGUUUCAUCUAUUUGGAAACUUUAGGGAAGGAAUCUGGUUCCCAUCACUACCUCUCUCCCACUGAAUGCAAGCCAUCCAGAACAUGUAAAUGCAGAGAUAUAAAUGAGUGAAGGGGAGAAUACCCCAAAAAAUUGCAGCUCUGGGUUCUGAGUUGGUUUGAGUCCUUACAUGCUUACCGAUUAGAAUUUGUUGGCCAAAGUCCUGCUGUCUCUUUAGAAGCGAUGACUCUUCCUUCACCGCAUACUGUAGUCUUCCAUCCUUUAUCCUUUUCUUUAGGAAAAAAAAAGCAAAACACAAAAAAACCCCACCAAAAAAAACUCCAAAACAAAAAGCUGUUGUCAUGGUUUCAGACUUCCAUGUUAUUGAGUCCUGUGACAUGGAGGAAAAGGUGAAGUACUUGGAGCAGACAGAACGUUCUUUCAACACUAGUGGAUUAACAGCAUGGGUAUCCCUGAAGCAGUGUCUGUGCUGAUCGUGUCCAGUUAAUUUGUUUACCAAUAAAACCAGUUAUUAUGUCUGUC
Molecule: messenger RNA, 2600 nt
Organism: Colius striatus (speckled mousebird)
Lineage: Eukaryota; Metazoa; Chordata; Aves; Coliiformes; Coliidae
Gene: ST13
Product: ST13 Hsp70 interacting protein
Exons: 12
Coding region: 117-1202 (361 amino acids)
Molecular function (GO): protein dimerization activity; Hsp70 protein binding
Source: RefSeq, a predicted model, not a curated record